AUGUGUGGAUCAGAUAAAAUACUGGGGGAAAUUCGUGCCCUCAUACUCGUUGGUGGUUAUGGAACUCGUUUACGGCCCUUGACUUUAAGCAGGCCAAAGCCACUUGUGGAGUUUGCAAACAAACCAAUACUUAUGCAUCAAAUUGAAGCUCUUGUGGAAGCGGGAGUAACACAAGUUAUUUUAGCUGUUUCAUACAGAGCAGAUGAUAUGGAAAAGGAAUUGAAGGAGCAAGUAUCAAAAUUAGGCGUAUCACUAACAUUCUCUCAUGAGACUGAACCUCUAGGAACAGCAGGCCCUUUAGCAUUAGCUAGAGAAUUGCUUAAUACAAACUCUGAGCCAUUUUUUGUGUUAAACUCUGAUGUUAUUUGUGAUUUUCCUUUUAAAGAACUUGCUAAAUAUCACAAAAGUCAUGGAAAGGAAGGUACUAUAGUAGUAACCAAAGUAGAAGAGCCAAGUAAAUAUGGUGUUGUAGUUUACAAAGAAAAUGGUCAAAUUGAAAGUUUUGUUGAAAAGCCCCAGGAAUUUAUUUCAAACAAAAUUAAUGCUGGCAUGUACAUACUAAAUCCUUCAGUACUAAAUAGAAUUGAGCUCCGCCCAAUGUCUAUAGAAAAAGAAGUUUUCCCAUUUAUGGCACAAGAUGGACAGUUGUAUGCAAUGGAUCUGCAAGGUUUCUGGAUGGAUGUAGGACAACCUAAAGACUUCCUAACAGGAAUGUGUCUAUAUCUAAACAGUUUACGACAGAAGAAUUCUGAUAAAUUACACGACGGCACCGGUGUAGUAGGCAAUGUUUUAAUAGAUCCGACAGCAAAAAUCGGUAAAGGAUGUCGCAUUGGACCCAAUGUUACCAUUGGUCCUGAUGUUGUUAUUGAGGAUGGUGCAUGCAUAAAGCGCAGUACCAUUCUGCGUGGUGCUUGUGUGCGCCAACAUGCGUGGUUGGACGGCUGCAUUGUUGGCUGGAGGUCUGUGGUAGGAAGAUGGGUGCGAAUGGAAAAUUGUACAGUCCUUGGUGAAGAUGUCAUUGUUAAAGACGAGCUCUAUGUCAAUGGGGGCCAGGUGCUACCCCACAAGUCUAUAGCCUUGUCUGUCCCAGAACCACAGAUUAUAAUGUGA
Molecule: messenger RNA, 1110 nt
Organism: Parnassius mnemosyne (clouded apollo)
Lineage: Eukaryota; Metazoa; Arthropoda; Insecta; Lepidoptera; Papilionidae
Source: the annotation of a GenBank genome assembly